This is a messenger RNA of Chara braunii, 2060 nucleotides long. The record is from the annotation of a GenBank genome assembly. NCBI's taxonomy places the organism in Eukaryota, Viridiplantae, Streptophyta, Charophyceae, Charales, Characeae.
GCUCGACCCGUUGACGUUUGCGGACUUCCAAUGGAUGCCCCUUCCCCGGUCCGGUCGAUUGCCGAAACCGCAUUGCAACCAACUUCGUUGAUGGACGCCGGAGUAGAGGUUGUCGACCUUCACAAUUACAUUGCGAAGAUUGACCGCGAGUUCAGGACACAACGUCGAAGUUUAGACGAGCAUGUGGAGCACCUGCGCACCGUUUUGGAGCGGCUACGACAAGCCAAGUACAAAGCCAACCGCGACAAAUACGAAUUUGCGCGGCAGGAGCUGGAGUACUUGGGACAUUAUGUGACGCCGCAAGGCAUCCGUCCGCUUGCAGACAAGAUCGAGGCCCUCCGCGUAUGGCCCGAGCCUACCAACACCAUGGACGUUCAUUCAUUCAUGGGGUUGGCGGGCUACUAUCAGCGAUUCAUCACCGGGUACUCAAGGAUUGCUGCACCUAUGACGAGAUUACAAUCGCCAAAGGUGCCAUUCGUAUUCAAUGACGACGCACGCCGGUCAUUCCAAGCACUUAAAACGGCUAUGCUCAUGGCACCCGUCCUUAGCAUCUAUGACCCCACCCUGCCUACGAGAGUGACAAUUGACGCUUCCGGCUAUGGCAUUGGGGCAGUCUUGGAGCAACACGACGGCGACGACUGGCACCCUGUGGAGUAUUUCAGCCACAAAGUGCCUCCCAUCAAUUCACUUGAUGAUGCAAGGAAGAAGGAGUUGCUCACGUUCGUGAUGGCUCUCAAGCGAUGGUGGCACUUCCUCCUUGGGCGUCGAAGGUUCACAUGGGUCACGGACAACAACCAAUUGACCUACUACAAGACGCAGGAUACGGUGAGCAGCACGAUCGAACGAUGGAUGUACUUCAUCGACCAAUUUGACUUCACACCGAAACAUCUCCCCGGCCUCUCCAAUCGUGCACCAGAUGCACUCUCGCGAAAACCUGUUUUUUGCGCUAUGACACAUCAUGCCUUCGCAUUCGACGAGGAACUCCAGCAACACUUCAUCUGGGGCUAUAAGUCUGAUCCGGACUUCGCCACGUUGUAUGCGCAGCUAUCUUCGGAUCACCCGCCGGCCAGCCACUAUCGCAUUGCCGACGGGUACUUGCUCCUCCACUCGAGAGGCAAGAACUUACUAUGUGUCCCACGAGACCAUCGUCUUCGGACUCGCCUUCUCGGCGAGUACCAUGACUCGCGACUCGCCGGCCAUUUGGGUGUCAGCCGCACUAUUGCAGGGCUUCGACAACAAUUCCGAUGGCCAGACCUCAUUACCGAUGUCACUCGGUAUUGCGACUCUUGCGAAGUUUGCCGACGAAGCAAGCCCCGCAAUCGCAGCCCCUACGGCAAGUUGCGCCUGAUGCCUAUCCCACGGGAACCCGGCCUCUCCAUUGCCAUGGAUGUCACCGGACCAUUUCCCUGCGAUCACCUCGGAUACAACGGCAUCCUCACGGUUGUGGACCGUUUGAACCAGAAAGAUUGGGUUAACCGCCUCCCCAAUAUCGAGUUCGCCUACAACACUUCGGUGCACCCGACGAUCCGCAGGACUCCAUUCGAGUUGCACCACGGUGGACGGAAAGGUCGUAUCUUCGCUGACCUUCUCCUCCCACGACCAGCCGACAUCGACGCCGCUUGCUCUCCCGCUUCCGUCCGGAAGUACAGGGAAUUGUUGGCUCAAGCCCGCACGAAUAUGCAAAAGGCUCAAGUCCGCAUGCAGCAGCAAGCCAACAGGCGUCGCGUGCCAUGUCCCAUCCGCGUCGGUGAUCUGGUUUGGGUCUCCGCGGAAGAGUUUGCACUGGAACAGGACGUUUCACGCAAACUGCUUCCCAAGUGGUUUGCACCAUGGCCCGUAAUAUCAGCCGCGGGUGAUGAGCCCGAUGGCCCUUCAUUUGUGAUCAACAUCCCCCCGCAUCUGACGGUUCAUCCAGUCUUUCACGCCUCGAAGCUGGCAACAUAUACACCAGCUAAGAGCGACGACUUCCCGGGCUGACGAUCGCAGGACCCUCCAUCUAUGGAUGGUCAUUAGGAAGUUGAUCGCGUCAUCACGGAUCGCAAGUACGGCAGCAAGCCUCG